UAAGUAGCGCUUUCGAUAGCGUACCUCAACUUGUAACUACACGCUUGAUUCGGCUCAUAUUCUAGGUGGUAAAUUCAAUCGGGGUACAGAUCGUCAAACCAUGAUUUUGGAAGUACUUCUAACUGUUAUGUGGGUGCUCGGCCUGACAGCUCUAGUACGAUGGCGAAAGAAGAAGUUCAGCGUUUUCAAAGAAAUGGGAGUGGAUGGUCCAGAACCCAACCUCAUCUGGGGAAACAUACUUGAAUACGACGGAAAGAAACGAGUGCCAGCACUGACGGAAUGGGGAAAGAAGUACGGCGAUGUAUUUGGGUUCUACAACGGGGACAUUCCCACGUUGGUGGUAAAAGAUUUAAAUUUGCAGCAGCGCAUCUUUAUCAGCGACUUCACAGACUACACAUACCGUGGCUCUACCAUGCGAACGGAUGAGCAACAUCCCUACUUGGGGACGAGUCUCUUGCACACGAGAGGCAUCCAUUGGAAGAAGAAUCGCGUAUGUACAAGCCAGGGAAUGACAACUUACAAGUUCAAGCAGAUGUGGCCUCAUUUUCAAAACGUGGCUGACGAAUUCAUUGAGAUAUUGAGCCAUAAAGCGGACACCGGAGAGGAGGUUCAUAUGGAGAAGCCCUUCCAAGCCUUGGCUAUGGACUACGCGGGGCAGGCCGCUUUCGGAGUUCACCACUCCUUUCAGCGGGACAUGGACAACCCUUUCUUACAACGAGCCGCAGAGGUCUUUCCAGGAGUAAUGAGAGGACUUUUUCACAACAUAGCACACUGCACUACGACUUUAGGAACCAUUAUGACACCCUUGCUGUGGCUACACUCGAUGCUGGGAACAUUUACGUAUUACGUCUUCGACAAACACGUAUAUCAGGUUGUGGACCAGCGUAAAAAGGGCAAUCUGAAACGAAGUGACUUACUGCAAAGUAUUCUGGAUGCCGAAGUACCACAGGAGAAGCUGAGCUCUGGAGAGCUCAACAACAACGAUGUCAAGAAGGAUCCAAAGAUGAUAUCCGCGGACGAUGUCGCAGUGAAUGCCACCAUUCUACUUGUCGCCGCCUUCGGGACAACCUCGACAACCCUGAGUUAUUUGAUCUACGUUAUGGCGAAGUACCCGGACAUACAGGAAAAGAUGAAGGAAGAAGUUGAAGCAGCCCUGAGAAAGUCGGGUGAGCUAGAUUACAACACAGUCAUGGGCUUGACGUACGUCAACCAGGUCAUGCAAGAAACUCUCCGCAUGUACCCUCCUGUAAUCAUUUUCACCACGCGGGAGGCGGAGACGGACAAAGAAGUGAAUGGCCUCAAGAUACCUGCAGGGACUACUAUCAUGGCCCCCACAUACCAAGUACACAUGGACGAAAAAUAUUGGCCCGAACCGGAGAAAUUCGACCCGGAUAGGUUUAGCCCUGAGAACAUGAAAACUCAGCAUCCGCUGGCAUAUCAGCCUUUUGGAAUGGGACCAAGAAACUGCGCUGGCAUGCGACUUGCCAUCGUGGAAAUCUUGUAUACAGCCGCCAGAAUGGUGCUUGAAUACCGUGUGGAGCUAGGGGAAAAGCAACAGGGAGAAAUGCAUCUGGAUUUCUACGCUAUGGUGUCAAGACCGGACAAAGGGCCCUGGAUAAAGUUCUUCAAGAGGAAAACAGAAAGCUCCGUAUCUGCGUGACGAAAAGUUCGUUUCUCCAAAGCACCGUUACGGUGUGUGAUUCCAUGUAAUCGAAGGCGACAACUACCAACUGGUACAGAAUCACCAUAAACACACCCAGCGGGUAAAUCGUUAUUCGAAUGUAUGAUAGAUCCACGUGUAUAUUUCAUAUAAUAAAGAAUCUUGACUAACAACA
Molecule: messenger RNA, 1835 nt
Organism: Ornithodoros turicata
Lineage: Eukaryota; Metazoa; Arthropoda; Arachnida; Ixodida; Argasidae
Product: cytochrome P450 3A2-like
Exons: 14
Coding region: 101-1660 (519 amino acids)
Molecular function (GO): heme binding; iron ion binding; oxidoreductase activity, acting on paired donors, with incorporation or reduction of molecular oxygen
Source: RefSeq, a predicted model, not a curated record